AUAAGCAGUGAUUCCAGCUGUCUCUGGCUCAAUUGAGGAAAGUCAAGGUGAGGAUUGCCUCGGUACCUGGAUUCUCAGCUCAUAAUGUGUUCAGAAUUGGACUCAUUCAACUCUGGAAGAACAUUUUGAUUAGAUCUUAAUGAGUUGAUUAUAAUGGGGGAAAAAAAAGGCCUGUUGAAAUCCACAUGAAUCUUUGCGGCUUCUGAAAAAGCAGCAAAAGCAGAAAAGAGACAGUAACAAAAAUACAUACUCAAGAAGAAAAGAAAAGUUGAGAAAAUGGGAUGACAACAUGAACCUCUUGAGGAGCUUGGCACCAUUUGUGAUGAUAUUGUGGUUGCUGCUGCAUGAGGUGUGAAGCAGGAAAAUCUCUCACUUUGUAUUCAGAAAUCCAGGUGAAAACAUUGAGAACCCCACUGUUGCCUGCAUUUUAUCAUUACUUAUUUUGUCAGGUACAAAAAUGCUUGAAGGCUUAAAAUACUUGACAUCUCAAUUGAAAGCUCACAGAAUAAUGGAUGAAUUAUGCGCCCAAAUGCUUGAGGUAGUCUUCCCUUCAACACAGGCAUUUUACAAAAGUAAACAGCAAAGCAUUUCAUAUCUUAUUUAAAGAAGAACUUCACAAUUUGUCAGGUUCGCUCCAGUUCUGCGUCUCUGCAUUUCAAUUUCUACAGUGUUCUCAUGGCCAGAUAUAUCAACGGCUCUCGUACCCUGAACCAGAGUUUGACUACAGGGGAAAUAUUUAAUGCCUCAGACCCGGAAGACAUCGCUCACACAAGCAUCUCAAAAAAGAACUGGCCUGCCUUGCUUAUUCUCAUCAUUAUCGUGUUGACUGUGGGGGGCAAUAUAUUAGUGAUCAUGGCAGUCUCACUGGAGAAAAAGCUGCAGAAUGCCACGAACUACUUCCUGAUGUCGCUUGCUGUAGCUGAUAUGCUGGUGGGAAUUUUAGUUAUGCCAGUUUCCCUAAUUACUAUUCUCUACGACAAUAUCUGGCCUUUCCCAGAAAAGUUGUGUCCCAUCUGGAUUUACCUGGAUGUUCUCUUUUCUACUGCAUCCAUCAUGCAUCUGUGUGCAAUUUCACUGGACCGUUACAUUGGAAUACGGAAUCCUAUUGAGCACAGUCGCUUCAACUCACGAACCAAAGCUAUUAUAAAACUAGCUGCAGUCUGGACCAUUUCAAUUGGCAUUUCGAUGCCAAUCCCUGUCAUCGGCAUUCAAGAUGAAUCAAGAGUUUUCAUUGACAAGAGCUGCGUUAUUAAUGAUGAAAGCUUCGUCCUUGUGGGUUCCUUUGUAGCAUUCUUUGUUCCACUGAUUAUAAUGGUCUUCACGUAUUGCCUGACCAUCCAGGUACUGCAAAAACAGAUCCGUGUGUUUUUAGGUGACCAAAAACAAAAGCGAACAAGCUUGCAUGUCUUUAAAAAGGACAACUUAGGGGAAAAUGCAACAGUGAUACAAAGAUCAGAGACACCAGAUGUAAGUCCAAAGCCACCACUAAGCAAGGAAUCUCGGCUCUUCCGAAAAGGAACCAUGCAUUCGAUAAACAAUGAACAGAGGGCUUCCAAAGUUCUUGGAAUUGUCUUCUUUUUGUUUGUUGUCAUGUGGUGCCCAUUCUUCAUCACCAACGUCAUGUCUGUUAUCUGCAAGGAUUCUUGCAAUAAAGCCAUCAUUGGAGAGCUGCUCAAUGUGUUUGUCUGGAUUGGUUAUACCUCAUCCGGUGUCAAUCCCCUAGUUUACACACUCUUUAAUGGGACCUACCGCCGAGCUUUUUCCCACUAUAUUCGUUGCCAUUACAGUAUCAGAAGAACCAGAAAUCACUUCACAAUCAUUGCUUCCACAUCAGCAAUAUAUGAGAGAAAUUUGGAAAUGACUACAAUGAACAAUGGAAAUAAAGCUGAUUUAGUAUGAAGAAUGAAGGGGACAAUCUUCAAAAGGCACUUAAUCACAAGCCUCACGCAAUCCUUACACAAGUUUACGGCGCAAGGGAUUGGGGAAGUGAUACAUUAGAAUGGAGAGAGGAUUGGUUUGUAGACAGAAAUAAAAAAAUGGAUGAUAUUCUGGAUGGCAGGCUGUAACUAGUAGAAUGCCAGUGCUUGGGUCUUAUUUAUUUGCAAUCUAAUUGAAGUCUUAGACAAGGAACCAUUGUAAUAUGCCCAGGUAUAUUGAUGCUACACAUCAAGCAAUUGUGUAACAAAGAUUGAAUAUAAUAUGAGUAAGUGUAAAAUUGUCCUCUAUUUAUGUUAUUGUAAAUCACCUGUAGCUACCUUAACAAUAUUUCCUUUCAUGCAGCUCUCUUUAAGGAUACUAUUCCAGUUCCCCAAGCUGCUCCAACCGUUUUGCAUCCAUUCUGAUGAUGCAAGCUUCGACACCAGCACUUCUAAUGCUCCUCCUUCUUCUUUUACUGAGGUCUCCCCCCCACACCUAUUGUCAACAAGGUCUGCAAUCCUACCUCCUCUGUUUCACACAUAUCUGCUCUCAGCCCUCCCCUCCCAGCCAGGACACAAGAGAGGCUGUUCCUGAUCCUCGGCAGCCUCUUAAUUCAAUGGUACCAACAGCAAUCAUAUCUACCCCUGCCUUCUCCUUUCAGUGACUGGUUGUUUCUAUGUACCAUCUUGAUACACUCCUGUCCCCUCCAAAACCCUUACGUCUUUCCCAUGGCCACAUUCCAAACACCAGAUAUGCAAGAAAUGUCUUUGUACUUCCUCUCUUCUAACUGUCUGAGGACAAUAAGACCACAAGAUAUCUUAGCAAAAUUACGCCAGUCAAUCCAUUGAAUGUGCUCUGUCAUCCAGUCAUGGUUCAUAUGUUUCUUAACUGCUGAAAAUGUGUU
Chiloscyllium plagiosum (whitespotted bambooshark) is the source of this 2821-nucleotide messenger RNA. The record is from RefSeq and is a predicted model, not a curated record. NCBI's taxonomy places the organism in Eukaryota, Metazoa, Chordata, Chondrichthyes, Orectolobiformes, Hemiscylliidae.